CAGAGGUCGUGUAUAGGUAAUCCAAUAUGGCAGGUAGUAAGAUCGGUGAGAUGAGGUUUGAUGGCAAAGUGGCUAUAGUGACAGGUGCUGGUGGAGGUUUAGGUCGAGAAUAUGCUAUCAGUCUGGCUGAUAGAGGAGCUUCAGUUGUGGUGAAUGACCUUGGAGGAACUAGAAGUGGACAAGGAAAAAAUAAUGCUGCUGCUGACAAGGUUGUGCAGGAGAUUAUAUCCAAAGGAGGAAAAGCUGUAGCUGACUACAAUUCUGUUGAAGAAGGAGAAAAAAUAAUCCAAACAGCAAUAAGCAACUUUGGUCGUAUUGAUAUACUCGUAAAUAAUGCUGGAAUUUUGAGGGACAAGUCAUUUCUAAAACUUUCUGUAGAAGACUGGAAUAUUGUUUUAAAAGUUCACUUACAAGGAUCUUUUCUGGUAACCAAGGCAGCAUGGCCAUACUUAAGAGAACAGAAGUAUGGCAGGAUUAUUAUGACAUCUUCUGGUGCAGGGAUUUAUGGGAAUUUUGGGCAAGCUAAUUAUAGUGCAGCAAAGUUAGGCUUGUUGGGUUUAAGCAAUACCUUGGCUGUUGAAGGUAAAAAAUAUGGGAUCCACUGCAAUACUAUCAUUCCACUGGCAGGGUCUCGUCUAACCGAAGACAUACUACCAUCUGAACUUUUUGAUAAGUUAAAACCAGAAUAUGUGAGCCCUCUGGUUGUUUGGCUGUGUCAUGAGAGUUGCCCAGAAACAGGUGGAGUGUUUGAGGCUGCAGGAAGUUGGAUAGGAAAAUAUCAGUGGCAGAGAUCUGUAGGAAAAGCUUAUCUUCCAGCCAAUGAAAAACUUACUGCAGAAAGUAUUCGAGAUAACUGGAACUUGAUUACAGACAUGAGUGACUGUAACACUCCUGCCAGUGUUCAGGAGCAAAUGGGACUUUUAGUAGAAGCUCUGACUGGUAGUGUCACUGACCGAAGAAAACAAACACAAUCCCAGCAGCCAAACAAAGAUAAUGAGGGUUACAGCUAUUCUUAUAAUGAUGUCAUUUUAUAUGCCUUGGGAGUUGGAAUGUCAACCAAGGAGCCUGACCACUUGAAGUUCUUAUAUGAAGGCAGUGAAGAUUUCAGUGUCUUGCCAACUUUUGGAUGCAUCCCUGCCAUGAAAGCAGUUUUUAAAUCUGAAGCUUUACAACAAGAGGUUCAAAGACUCAAAGUUGACCCAACAAAGAUGGUUCAUGGAGAACAGUAUCUGGAGAUUUUAAAGCCUUUUCCACCAGAAGAUGUUUUGAAUUCUGUUGUAGAGGUGGCAGAUGUACUGGACAAAGGUUCAGGUGCACUAGUUGUUUUAGAUGUCAACACUUUCAAUGAUGCUGGAGAGAAAAUAAUGUAUAGUCAGUGGAGUGUCUUCUUCAUAGGAGCAGGGAACUUUGGAGGAAAGCGAGAUUCAGAUAAAAUAAAGUCAAUUGUUCCCCCUCCCAAUCGUAAGCCUGAUUGCUUCAUUACAGAAAAAACAUCUGUAGACCAGGCUGCCUUAUACCGUCUUAUGGGCGAUAGUAAUCCUCUUCAUAUUGAUCCUUCCUUUGCUGCUAUGGGAGGAUUUCCUCAACCAAUUAUACAUGGGUUAUGUACUUUUGGAUAUGCAGCUCGUCAUGUUCUUAAGCAGUUUGCUGGGAAUGAUGUAACUAAAUUUAAAAAAAUUAAGGCAAGGUUUACUGGGCCAGUGAUCCCAGGAGAAAGUAUUCAGACACAUAUGUGGAAGGAAGGAAAUCGUAUUCAUUUUCAGUGUACAGUUGAUGAGACAGGAAAAGUUGUUGUUUCGGGGGGUUAUGUGGAUUUAAAUGAUCCUGUCAUAGCCGUAAAGCCCAGCUCUGAUGUACAUAACGAGCUUCCUGCAACCAUCAAUAGUGACUUGGUGUUUAUAGAACUUGGUAAACGACUUCAAGAGAUGCCUGAUGCUGCAGCUAAAGCCCAGGCCAUUUUUGAGUGGAAUAUUACCAAGAAUGGAAAACCAGCCGCUCAAUGGACACUAGAUCUGAAGAAUGGUAAAGGUGAAGUCUACAGAGGAUCCCCAAAAAAUGAAAAAGCAGGCUGCAUCCUGACCUUAGAAGACAGUGACAUGGUUUCUAUGAUUACUGGCAAACUUGACCCUCAGAAGGCCUUCAUGUCAGGCAAAUUGAAAAUCAAAGGCAAUAUCAUGUUGACUCGGAAACUUCAGACUUUACUAAAGGCUGCAGAACAUAAAAAUCCAACUCCAGAACAAAAGAACACAAAAAGCAAGGAAGAUGUGCAAGAAAGAAAACUAACUCAAGAAUUGAAAAGUACAGCAGUGUUUGAAGCUGUAGCUCGUAAACUAAGUGAGAACCCUGAUUUAGUUUCUUCAGUCAACACAGUGUAUCAGUGGAAUAUCACAAAAGAUGGACAGGAAGUUGGAAGAUGGAUUACUGACUUAAAACAUGGGAAUGGCUCUGUGUACCAGGGUGAAGCCAAACAGGGAAAAGCUGACUGCAUCUUAACAAUGGAUGAUGACAUACUUGACAAACUUGUAGCAGGCAAAUUAGACCCACAGAAGGCCUUUAUGACUGGAAAGUUGAAGAUUUCUGGGGAUAUCAUGGCUUCUCAGAAACUACAAGAUUUGUGGGAAAAAGAUGAAGAGAGAGAGAAACCAAAAACAACUAAACCAAAGCCUACUAAAUUUACAGAACCUCUGUUGGGCUUGAAAAGUGAACUUAUUUUCAAAAUUUUUGCUGAACGUAUCCCAGAAGAACCAGAACUAGCUAAAAAAAUGAAGGUUGUUUUUCAUUGGAUAAUAUUGAAACAAGGGAAGAAAGCAGAAGAAUGGACUGUUGACUUGAAGACACCAAAAGGUCUUAUAUAUAGAGGACCUCCAAAACAGAAACCAGACUGUUCCAUCACACUAGAAGAUGAAGACUUGAUAAAGCUCAUGUUAGGAAAGAUGAAUCCCCAAAGGGCUUUUAUGACAGGAAAAUUAAAGUUGCGAGGAAAUAUAAUGCUGACACAAAGAAUGAAUAAGCUCUGGCAGGAAAUUAUGAAAUCUGGGCGUGCUGUUGAAUUGCCACUUGUUGCCCCCAUUUUAUCGGAGGAAAAGCCUCUUCGUACAGACAUCAGGAGUGAUUACAUCUUCCUCGAUUUUGCCAAAAGAGUUGGAAGAACUCCAGCCAUUGUUACUAAGACACAAGCAGUGUAUGAGUGGAACAUCUUGAAGAAUGGAUCGCCAACAGCCCAGUGGACUACUGAUUUAAAGACUGGUAUAGGAGCUAUAUAUAGAGGAGCACCCAAAACUGGAAAAGCUGAUUGUACAUUAACCUUAGAAGACAGUGAUUUAACUGAGAUAGUUACAGGUGGAAUGGAUCCAAAAAAGGCAAUAAUGGCUAGAAAACUGAAAGUUAGUGGAAAUGUAGCUUUGGCAGAAAAGUUGCAAAACCUGAUUUCUCCUCAAGCUAAGUUGUAGAAGAAAAUAGGGAAAAAAAAGUGUUUGAAUCAUCAUUCCUGUUUUAAGAGAAUUGUAUGCGACUUAAGAGGGAAUGUUUGUUUGAUGAAAUUUGUAAUAAUAAUAGUCUGCAUUAUAGGCUCUUCAACAAUUUGCUAUAAAUAAUGGGGACAUGGUUUAAUAAUAUCCUUUUAUAUCUUGUGAUACAUUAUAGUUAUAAAAUAAUGGUUAUCUUUAGGUUUGUAUUACUCAACAGUUUUGGUAAUAUUGUAUCAAAAGAAUUAAUAAGAAUUAUCUCUUUAUGAACUGUAAUAAAAGCACAAUAUUAAUAUAACUUUAUUUUGAGAAGUGAAAAAUCAUAAAUUGUCUUUUGUUUUUUAUAAGUAAUAAAAAUGCUUAUACUGAGAAAGACUUGAUUUAGAGGAAUUUUUAGGCAGAGUAGGUUGUAGUGAAGUUAAAUUUUUUCUGGACUGUAUCAUGUUUUCGUCUCCAUGCUGUGACCCUCAUCAGGUCGAAGCAUCUAAGUAUGAUGCUCUUUAUCAACGCGGGUGCCCCCAGUGGCACAGCGGUAUGUCUGCGGACUUACAAUGCUAGAAACCGAGUUUUGAUACCCGUGGUGGGCAGAGCACAGAUAGCCCAUUGUGUAGCUUUGUGCAUAAAUUCAAACAAACUUUAUCAACGCAGAAGCCAAAACUUUAAACUUCAAACAGAUGCAGUCCUACAACUCGCUGCAAACAUUUUAGACGGGAUGGAUGAUACAACAGUUCCAUAUACACAUUAUUUUCAUUUGAAGUAUAUUUUGUUUAGUAAAACAUACUUGAAAGGUCAUAGCCAGUAUAUUACAGUAAAUUCUGAGGUAAUAUUUAAAAAACGAUUCUUUUUUCUUAAACUUAAAUAAAUAGGAAAAUUUAACCCUAAAAGUAAUUUUCAGUUUGUUAACAUAGAAAUCAUAAAUUCAUGUAUAUCUUGUACAUUUUUUUAUUUCUAUGUUUGAUGCCUGCUGUAAUUUUAAUUUUGUAUCAUCAAUGUUGUUUAUUCACUUUUGUGUGGAACAACAGGUGUGAUGAUGUCAUAAGUGUAUGCAUGAGAUAUAUCAGACUUCAAUUAAUUAAUAUAAUUAAUAGAUUAGUUUUUAUGCUUACAGGAGUAAUAAAAUGAACUGCUGCUGUAGACUUGUUUAUCUAGCAAUUGCCUUUUUUUUUUCUAAUAGUGGUCAAAAGAUGUUGCUGUGAAUAUCAUAGCCUAACUUUUAAAAUUGAUGGUUUUGUGAAAAGUAGUUUUAUCCAAACAGACCAUAUUUUUGGUAUCUAUGACAACAUAUUCAGUUUCAGUCUUUUUUUUUCUUCUCAUUAAGUAGUAGCUCCUUCAAAGUGUAUCAUGCAGUAUUCAAUGUGUUUAGAAAUCAAAUAUCUGAAAUGAUCAAAAUUGAUUGUUUCUUUAAAACAGUUAUCAUUGUUGUGGUAUUGUAUUAAUAUUUUUAUGAAUGCUUUAGAAAUUGUUAACAUAAGUUUGAGCUAGGGUGAUUCAAUACCAUUUUGAUUCAGACACUGAGGGGUUCCAGGUAGGUGCCUUUUAGAAUACUCAUAUUGAAAUGGUUAAAGUAUUACAACUAUUAAAAUAUAAGUUUAUAAUUUUAGAUGAAACAGAAGCUACAAAUAUUUGUAAUCAAUACUAUAUUUACUGUUCUAAGUUACUCAUUAGUCAUUUUGUAUUAUAUUUGUUUUUUAAUCUUGGGAGAUUGUACCUUUUGGAAGGUAAAUAUAAAAUUAAGAUGAACUCAUGAUAAGAAAUUAAAAGGGCAUUUUGUACUCCUUAAAUUCCUCAGUUCUAGGUAUCAGUUAUUGAAAAUGAAUAUGUUAUAAUCAAAAUAUUAGUUUAACCUCUUCACUAAAUGAAAAAGGUAAUUGGUGAAUCAUAGUAUGAAUAGAAAUUUUGUGUAUAGGUUCAUGAAUUUGGUCAAAGUUAAAAAAUCAAAUGAUGUAAUUUUUAAGCACCUAUAACAAAUGUAAAAACAAUUAUUCUUCAACAUGUCUGAAACUUAUUUCUCAUUUUUCAAUAUGUAAUGUUCAUAUUAUAAGGAAUAAAUUUUGUAUAAAGUC
This is a messenger RNA of Limulus polyphemus (Atlantic horseshoe crab), 5527 nucleotides long. It is a transcript of the gene Mfe2, whose product is annotated as peroxisomal multifunctional enzyme type 2-like. The coding region runs from base 27 to 3449 and encodes 1140 amino acids. NCBI's taxonomy places the organism in Eukaryota, Metazoa, Arthropoda, Merostomata, Xiphosura, Limulidae. The record is from RefSeq and is a predicted model, not a curated record. Gene Ontology annotation, molecular function: oxidoreductase activity. The transcript has 31 exons.